Zasmidium cellare ATCC 36951 is the source of this 1842-nucleotide messenger RNA. RefSeq lists its product as uncharacterized. The transcript is spliced from 2 exons. The record is from RefSeq and is a predicted model, not a curated record. The coding region runs from base 1 to 1842 and encodes 613 amino acids. NCBI's taxonomy places the organism in Eukaryota, Fungi, Ascomycota, Dothideomycetes, Mycosphaerellales, Mycosphaerellaceae.
AUGGAUGAGACCCCGAAGCGGAGAGUCGGUCGGCCAUCCAAAUACGAUUGGGGCGACAAGAGAGAUAUCUGCUACAAGCUCUACGUCGAAGAGAAGAAAAGCGCCCAAGAGAUCGCGAAGUACUUCGCCGACCGCUUCAAUGUCAGCGAAGAGGACCUGCCAUGCAAGAAAGGCUUCUUGCGCCAGUUUGGAAUAUGGGGCUUCCCAUCGCGGAUCAACAAGCUGUCGGAGGAAGAUGAGCGUACUGUGAGCAAUCGCAUCAAGGAAAUGUGGGAGCAGAACAUCAGCCAGAAAGACAUCAAGGACAUUCUUGUUGAGGAAGGCUGGGAUUUGAAAGGACAUGUGUUCAACAAGCUGUGGAGGCAGAAUGGAUUGCGACUCCGUAUCGACCAAGGAUACAAGCCGCCGGAUCCAAACGCCCCACCGAAGAAGCGCCAGCGGACAUCCAACGCAGCAGAAGAGGCUACAGAAAAUGUAAACCCUGACGAUGCGAUCGACCUCACCAGCGAACCCCCACAACAGGAACAGGAUGGCUUUCUUAAUAUGUCUUUGGACCCCGACGAGGCGGCGCGUCGAACCCAGCGUUUGUUUGAGAUUCAACUGGAGAGCGAUCAGAGGUUGUCAGACCGCAAGCGACGGAGACGGAUUCGAGGCUACGGACAUCUGCCUCCAGACGAAGCUGGUCUGGCUCCGCGGUACGCUUCGGAAACUAGUCUGGACGAAUGCAAGGCGUACCUGCAACUCUCGAACGAGAGAUACCAGGCCAUUCGUGGCGAUUUCGAGGUGAUUUGCAGGGAGUUGGGCAUCAUCAAAAAGACUCAGUGCGCUGAAGGCGUGUGGGAAGAUUGCAAGAAGCGGCUCAUUCGCGAAAAUAUGCAUCUUAGCGCAGUGAUGCACCCACUCCAGCCCGACCAAGAAAAGAAGACGAUAGCCCUUGACUGUGUUUGCUGCGACGUGACGAAGCGAAUGCGUGUCCAGGGCAAGUCAAUCACUAUUGCGCAAGCCAACAACAUGCUCGGACUCAACCCUGGAGAAAGCAAGGAGAUUCGGCGACUCCUAUAUGACAUUUUGACUGCCGACAAUUUCGAGUCACGACUAGUCAGCGGCGAAGAUCACUUCCAAGAGCUUCGUCAUCGUUGGUUCGCCUCGAAUGAAAAGCUACAACAGAUCAUGGCGGAGAAUGACCCGGGCAAGAAAAAAGCUGUCGAACUGCUUGGCAAAGACGCCAUGAAGCGAUUUCGUGAAGACAAGAACAAACGCGGGGAGCGAGUCAUCGUACAGAAGAACGCGCACUACGGUCCUGGCCCUGGCCCUGCUUGGAUGGGUACCGCUCCGAGGUCGAAGAAGGCGAAGGCAGCUGAAGCAGCGAAGAACACCAGCCCCACCAUCCAAGAGCCAAAUGUUCGAAAUGCUGUCGAGGGUAGAGGCUAUCCUCAACAGCGGAACGGUGGCCUUCUUGCGACUGUAGCACAGGCUACUGGAAACAUCGAUUUCGGUAUUGACCCUGCACUCUCGACGGCCGGUCCCUUCAUUGCUCCUCAGACGAAUGCCGCACAACCCAUACCUGCCUACUUCCGACUGGCUCCUGGCUCAAGCGUCGUAGGCAACCAUCCCAGGAUGUGGCUUGGAAAACUGGCUUCACCAACGAUACCGGCUUUGCACAAGGCGGCCACAAGCAAGGCUGGUGCUGCUCAGGUUAAGAAAGUCAAUGGUAUUGUUAAAGACGCGGACGGCACUGAGAAUAGCUGGUUGGUGGAGAAUAAUGACGAGCUGGAGGUUUAUCUUGGAGAGGCCGGGGAGAAGGCUACUUUCUUGGUGGUCCUUGAAGGUGGAUACGCUUGA